CAGAUAUGCAACAAGGCUGCGGAAGAAGCAUCGGAAGUCAUUCUGAUGUCACAUCAAUGUUCAAUAGACUAACAGAGAGCCUUCGGCGCGCGCCAAUGCCCAGCCCCAAUUGAACCAGACUGUGACCCGGUCAAGUGGUGUCUACCUGCAUCAAGCACGUGUCCCUGGAACACAACACGUGCGUUUCUGGUCUUGUAACUUGCGACACGGCUCCAUGCUCUUGCUCAUCCCAGCUCGCGAUGACGUCCCACUCACGCACCCACCCACUGGCGGUCCGGUUCGUCUCUUGGCCUCUGCGUCAGCCCCGUCUCGUGUCGUUGUCCAAGCGUUUCGCCUGGCGCAGCCGUUCAUUUUCGCUUCCUACUCGUGACUGGCGAUGCUGUACUCAGCUUGGUCUUGGCGAACUCUACUUCCGCUUGCCGUCUAUUCAGUUUGUGUGCCGGGGAGCUCUAUCAUCGGGUGAUAUGCCGUUUCUAGCCUCGUCCUAGUCUGUCCUAAACGCGGUACCGAGGGCCUGAGUGCCCGCUGUAUCGCGCCAAUCGACGACCGGGCUUGUGUUGUGUAUGUUUUUUCUCAUCCGCAGGAUGCUAGGGAACGGCCCCGACGAGACCGCGUUGCGUUUGCGCGCCUGCGCGACGAGUUGGCCGAGGAGAGGCAGGGAGGUUGUUUAUCCGAAUCCAAGGGAUGCUGUGCGAGCAUGUGCGCAAGGAUUGUCCUGCGCACCCACAAUCGCUGGACCGGCGGACCGUCGCUUCCCGAGGUCUCGCAUUUAGAUGAAUUCUGGGGAGUAUAAAGGAUGCACGCUCUGGCUGAUAUUCUCCUCAGUUCUCAAGCUUUCUUUGCACCGAAAACAAGGACUACCACAAUGCGCACUGCUUUCAUUGCCAUCACCAUCUACCUCCUUGCAGCGUCCGCUGCAAUCGUGAAACGAGCGUCAGUGAAUGACGUCGCGACCGUUGGAUACGGUGAGCACGAUAUUCUCUUGUUCUAUCUUCCGCGCGCUGAAAGUCGCUACAGCGACACUCAACGGAGGGCAAGUGCUCACAGAACCCGAUGCCCAGCUGUGGAACUGAACCGUGGGACAGAACGAGCGGAGGAUCUGGCGGUCCGACGACGACGGUGUCCACCCUCGAUGCGCGUGAGUCUCCCCCAUCCCAUCUAUCCCGAGUUUGUCUUCCUCCGAGUCUCACUACCAUCUGCAGUCACCUCGGCUGUUGCCGGUACUGCCAAGAAGAUUGUACUCAUCUCAGGCACUAUCACGGGGAACGCUGUAGUGAAAAUCGGAUCGAACACCUCUCUCAUCGGAAAGUCGGGCUCCGCCCUCGUCGGUGUCGGUUUGCGCGUGCUCAACGAGAAAAACGUGAUCAUCCGCAACGUCAAGAUCUCCAAGGUUCUCGCUUCGGCUGGGGAUGCGAUCGGAGUCCAAGCGUCGAGUCAAGUCUGGGUUGACCACGCCGACCUCUCCUCGGACCGCUCCCACGACAAAGACUUUUACGAUGGCCUGCUCGAUCUCACGCACGGAAUCACUGGUGUCACGAUCACCAACAGUUUCCUGCGCGACCACUGGAAAGCGUCGCUCGUUGGCCACUCUGACAGCAACGGCGCGGAGGACACUGUCAUCACGGUGACCUUUGCAAACAACUACUGGCGCAACCUGAACUCACGCACGCCCUCGCUGCGCUUCGGACACGCCCACAUCUACAACAACCUCUUCGAGAGCAACAGUGACGGUCUCAACACGCGUGACGGCGCCCAGAUGCUCGUCCAGAACAACGUCUUCGUCAACAUCACCAACGCGAUCAAGAGCACCGAUGGCGGCUUCGCCGUCGCUACCGGAAACGACUUUGGCGGCGCGACCAACACCGCCCCGACCGGCUCGUUCACAUCCCCGCCCUACUCGGCAUUCUCGCUGCUCCCCGUCUCGAGUGUCAAGUCUACCGUCUCGGGUGGUGCCGGCCAGACGCUCUCCUUCUGAGCAGGCCUGAACAAGAAGCAAGAUCGAAGGAAAGUAGUUGAUCGAAUGUUUAUACGUACCAGUGUGUCACAAACAAACAAUCUGAGCGAAAUGAAGCGAUGACGUGUCUUGUGAUUACCGGCUGAUAAAAUGACGUCCCAACUUUCAGCUCAGUUGGAAGAGCGCGUCACCAGUAAAUUCGAGGUCUGUCGUUCAAAUCGGCUAGCAGGAAUGAAAUGGAAUGAAGCGAUGUCGUGUGCCCGUGGCAGCCAAGAAGCAUCCCAAGCGAAGUCAUAUGGCUUAAGUAGCCUUGGUCUAAUCAUUUGAUGCCUCUGAUACUAGA
Messenger RNA from Mycena citricolor, 2297 nucleotides. Lineage: Eukaryota; Fungi; Basidiomycota; Agaricomycetes; Agaricales; Mycenaceae. The record is from the annotation of a GenBank genome assembly.